AAUUUCCUUAUAAGUUCUCGUAUUUCUAUUAAACUAUUUUGGCUCCCAUAUUUCAUAAUAACAAAACUAUUAUUUGUAUGACAGAGAAGAAAUGGUUUUAUCUACACUUUUGACAUAAGACACACAUACUUGGCUAUAUAUAUACACCUAAGCACACAAAAGAAAACCAGACCAAUCACUACUCUCAAUACGUUUUAACCUCGAACCAAUUAAUUCUCUCCGAUCAUGCCGACCAGAAACAUCGCCAUCGGCGGAGUCCAAGAAGAAGUGACUCACCCCAGCGCACUUAGGGCGGCCCUCGCUGAGUUUAUCUCGACUUUGAUCUUCGUCUUCGCCGGCUCAGGCUCAGGAAUCGCUUUCAACAAGCUCACUGACAAUGGAGCCACCACUCCUUCAGGCCUUGUCGCCGCUGCCUUAGCUCAUGCUUUCGGUCUCUUCGUCGCUGUUUCUGUCGGUGCCAACAUCUCCGGUGGACACGUUAACCCUGCCGUUACCUUCGGUGCCUUCCUCGGUGGAAACAUCACUCUCCUCCGUGGUCUCCUCUACUGGAUUGCUCAGCUUCUUGGCUCAGUCGUCGCUUGCUUCCUCCUUCAGUUCGCCACCGGUGGCUUGGCAGUUCCAGCGUUCGGUCUCUCGGCAGGAGUUGGAACCUUAAACGGUCUCGUCUUCGAGAUCGUGAUGACCUUCGGGCUUGUCUACACCGUCUACGCCACAGCCAUCGACCCCAAAAACGGUAGCCUCGGAACUAUCGCACCCAUCGCCAUUGGUUUCAUCGUCGGAGCUAACAUCCUCGCUGGUGGAGCUUUCAGCGGAGCCUCCAUGAACCCAGCCGUCGCUUUCGGACCAGCCGUCGUGAGCUGGUCAUGGAGUAACCACUGGAUUUACUGGGUUGGUCCUCUUGUCGGUGGUGGACUCGCCGGAAUCAUCUACGACUUUGUUUACAUCAUCGAAAACGGUCACGAGCAAUUGCCCACCACUGAUUACUGAAGACGCUGAAAAUUACUGUUGUAAUAUGAUUUGUUUUUAUUUCGCAUCGUAAUUGAAUUUCUAUGUGGCCGUUGGAUCUUCUUUUUAGAUGAAUCCUUGUCCGUUGAUGUAUGUUUGUAUUUGGGUUUGUUGUUGGAGUUGUAAUUUUCCUUGAAGGCUUUUUAGACGAAUGUGAAUUAUGCAUGCUUCUACGUUAUAUUUUCUUCUUGA
Messenger RNA from Brassica rapa (field mustard), 1197 nucleotides. Its product is annotated as aquaporin TIP1-2. Gene Ontology annotation, cellular component: plant-type vacuole membrane. The record is from RefSeq and is a predicted model, not a curated record. Lineage: Eukaryota; Viridiplantae; Streptophyta; Magnoliopsida; Brassicales; Brassicaceae. Gene Ontology annotation, molecular function: water channel activity. Gene Ontology annotation, biological process: transmembrane transport; water transport.